AUGACAACAGCAGCCUUACCUAAACAACCUAGGCCGAGCAAACUCCGCAUCCUGUGCUUCGGCGACUCGCUCACAGCUGGGUACUGCUCUAUGGGUGCCAUGUUUCACCCCUACCACGAGCGUCUAGAGCAAAUGUUGGCCAUGGCGUUUCCUGAUAUAGCGUUCGAAACUGUGGAAGAUGGUGUCCCAGGGGAUACCGUUAGGUUUGGCUUCAUGGGGAGGAUGUAUCAUCACUUCCCGCAGAAAAAUGCAAAGAUACUACAGAAUCAAGCUGACACAAACGGCUACGAUUGGACCAUUGUCCUCGGAGGGACAAACGACAUUGCUAUGGGUGUGCCCCCCGAAGAGAUCUACAACACUCUGAAAGAAGUCUGGGACUAUGCCCUUGUGAAUAACUCCAAAGUCCUCGCCCUCACCGUUCCGGAAGCCGCGCUAGACCCCAGCGCCCUCCGCGAGCGCCUUGCCGCCAGACGUAACAAGCUCAACGACUUGAUCCGUUCCCAUAAAGCUGAUAACUUUCACGUCUUCGACCUCCACGCUGCCCUCCCCUAUCUUUCCAUGACGCCCUCCGACCGCCAGCGCUACUGGGACGACACUGUGCACUUUACCCCUGCCGGGUACGACCUGAUCGGCAACAAGGUCGGCAUGGCAUUAGUCAAGUUGCUUGAAGCAGAGGGCUUGGGAACGCCACCUCGGCUGCCCAAGCGCCGGCGUAUGUUCAAGGACGAUGAUCUUGAGUUUGAGGAGGAGAAUGGGGAUGAGACAGAAAUCAGUAAGGGGUAUGUGGUUGUCAGGAGGGCGGAUUUAGAUUAG
Molecule: messenger RNA, 813 nt
Organism: Thermochaetoides thermophila DSM 1495
Lineage: Eukaryota; Fungi; Ascomycota; Sordariomycetes; Sordariales; Chaetomiaceae
Exons: 4
Coding region: 1-813 (270 amino acids)
Molecular function (GO): phosphatidylcholine lysophospholipase A1 activity
Source: RefSeq, a predicted model, not a curated record